This is a messenger RNA of Daldinia childiae, 843 nucleotides long. RefSeq names its product Stress protein DDR48. NCBI's taxonomy places the organism in Eukaryota, Fungi, Ascomycota, Sordariomycetes, Xylariales, Hypoxylaceae. Bases 1 to 843 code for a protein of 280 amino acids. The transcript has 4 exons. The record is from RefSeq and is a predicted model, not a curated record.
AUGUCUUACAACGACAAUAACAACAGUUCGAGCUACGGCGGCAACGACGACUACUCCUCUCGCAACGAGGGAGGGUACGGGUCCAGCCGCAAUGACAAUACCACCUACGGUAGUAAUGACCGAUCAGACAAUUCCUACGGGUCUUCAACCCGUCAGGACAAUGACAACACGUAUGGUUCCAGCCGUGACAACGAUAAUAGCAACAGCUCCUCAAACGCAUACGGUUCGGGGGCCAAAGACUCCUUUGGUUCUAGUGACAACACAUACGGCUCGAGCAACACUCGCCGGGACGACGACGAUAACACUAGUUCUUCCCGUCCUAGUCAGAAUAAUGAUAGCUAUGGCUCGAGUAACACUCGUCGAGACAAUGACGAUAACUCUUAUGGCUCUAGCCGGAACAACGAUAGCUAUGGCUCAAACGACAAGGACAAUUCGUAUGGGUCUAGCAAGAAUAACACCAGCAGUUACGGCUCAAAUGACAACUCAUAUGGGUCUGGUAACAACACCAGCUCCUACGGAUCAUCCCGAGACAAUGAUAGCUAUGGCUCUUCUAAUCGUCGCAAUAACGACAACGAUAAUGACACUUACGGAUCUCAGAACACUAGUUCCAACAGCUAUGGUUCGAGCGACCGUGACAACCAGAACUCCUCUUCUUAUGGUUCCCGCAACAACGAUUCAGGGAGCUAUGGAGAUGAUGAUAACACCUCGGGCCGUAAGGGAGAUAGCACCGCUGGCAAGCUGCUGGAGAAGGCUGCUUCAGUCCUCGGCAGUGACCGCCUAGGAGAAAAGGGUCGCGAGAAGCGUGAGGGAGCUGGAUAUGGGGGUGACAACAAUGACUACUAA